AUGGCUGCCGCCGCUCAGAAGAUUUUGGGACGUCUCGGCUCGUUGGGAGUCGCCAUUGCAAUUGGUGGAGGUGUAGCCCAAACGGCUCUAUACAACGUUGAUGGAGGACAGCGAGCUGUGAUCUUCGAUCGUUUCUCAGGAGUGAAGGACGAGGUGACGGGCGAGGGAACUCAUUUCCUCAUUCCAUGGGUCCAAAAGCCGAUCGUUUUCGACAUCCGAUCGACACCAAGAGCCAUCUCGACAAUUACUGGAUCCAAAGAUUUGCAAAAUGUGACGAUCACACUUCGAAUCCUUCACCGACCCGACCCAGCGAAACUACCAAGCAUUUACCUGAACAUUGGUCUCGAUUACGCAGAACGUGUCCUUCCUUCAAUCACCAAUGAAGUGUUGAAGGCUGUUGUGGCUCAAUUUGAUGCGCACGAGAUGAUUACACAGAGAGAAGUCGUCUCUCAACGUGUUUCCGUCGAACUUUGCCAGCGUGCUGCUCAAUUCGGACUUCUUUUGGACGAUAUUUCUAUUACCCAUCUUAGCUUUGGACGCGAAUUCACAGAGGCCGUCGAGGCUAAGCAAGUCGCUCAACAAGACGCUGAGAAAGCUAGAUAUCUUGUGGAGAAAGCCGAACAGAUGAAAAUAGCCGCAAUUACUUCGGCUGAAGGUGACGCCCAAGCCGCGCGCCUUAUUGCUAAGGCUUUUGCUGAGGCUGGUGAAGGGCUUGUGGAGCUACGAAAGAUUGAAGCCGCCGAAGAAAUCGCCAAGCAAAUGACCGGGUCGAAGAACGUUGUGUUUUUGCCCGGCAAACAAAACACGUUAUUCAAUCUUCCUGCUCAA
Mesorhabditis belari is the source of this 828-nucleotide messenger RNA. The record is from the annotation of a GenBank genome assembly. Lineage: Eukaryota; Metazoa; Nematoda; Chromadorea; Rhabditida; Rhabditidae.